Molecule: messenger RNA, 2596 nt
Organism: Fopius arisanus
Lineage: Eukaryota; Metazoa; Arthropoda; Insecta; Hymenoptera; Braconidae
Product: protein KRI1 homolog
Exons: 5
Coding region: 234-2552 (772 amino acids)
Biological process (GO): endonucleolytic cleavage in ITS1 to separate SSU-rRNA from 5.8S rRNA and LSU-rRNA from tricistronic rRNA transcript (SSU-rRNA, 5.8S rRNA, LSU-rRNA)
Cellular component (GO): nucleolus; 90S preribosome
Source: RefSeq, a predicted model, not a curated record
GGAUGAGAAAUUUGAAAUUGUCUGUCACACCAGCACGUGGCAACAGAGAGAACUCAUCCCCUGUUUUCGAGCACCUCACGUACUUCCAUAAAUCUUAGAUCAUCACCGACGAGGAAAAAUAUCUAACCCAACCUCGCCCACACUUAACCUAAGUUAGCUAAUGAUAACUUUGGGGUGAUAUAUGUGUAAUUUUUUCAAUAACCAUUUGCAAAAAUAAAGAUAAUAAAUAUAAAAUGUCAAAGUUAUUCGAAAGGAAUGAUUCAGAUUCUGAUGAAGAUAUCAAGAUCAAUUCUGGGUAUGCUAACGAUUACAAUAAUUGGCGACAGAAGGAAGAGUUGAAUAAACUGAAAACUAAAUAUGGAAAGCAUGUGGAAAAUUUGCAAAGCUCUGAGGGUGAGUCUGAAAGUUCCUCGGAUGACGAUGGAGAAGGCAAGGGGAUUACCAGUGUGUUUGAAAAAGACUUUUAUAAAACUCUUGCCUGUCUGAAGGCGAAGGAUCCAAGAAUUUAUGACGAGAGCGUGAAUUUUUUCUCGGAUCCAAAAGACUUGCAGGAAAAUCCAGAGAUUCAUUCUUCAACGAUCACGGAGAAAAUUAAAAAAAAGAAGCAACUCACCCUCCGAGACUACGACCGCAAAAUGAUAAUUGAAGGAGUUCAUCAAUUAAGUGGAACUGAUGAUGAAAAUGACUUUCACCUGAAGAGCAGAGUAAAUAGUUCUACUUACGUGAAAGAACAAAAAGAAUUGAAAGAAUCCAUAAAAGAAAUUCUUCAAGAUGGUAGCGAUAGCAAUGACGAUAAGGACGAUCUGUUGCAACCCAAACACCAGUCAUUAGAAGAAAAAGAGAAAGAGGAUGAAUCGUACGAGGAAUGGCUGAAGGGCCAGAAGACAGAGAUAGAUGUUUCGGAAAAGGCAGCAUUAAAACCGUUAAAAGAUUUCUGGGCCGAUCCUAAACUUGAUCAGAAUGAGAAAUUUCUCAGAGAUUAUGUUUUAAACAAACAAUUUCUUGGUAGAGACAUAAAACAUCCUGAACAUCACGAAGAUAGAAUCCAUAGUCCCAAUGAAAAUCUCUCCGAAGAUGAGCAAGAUAUUGAGCAACAAGAAAUGUUUGAGCACAAAUUCAAUUUCAGGUUUGAGGAACCGGAUAGAGAUUUUCUGAAACGGUAUCCUCGCACGCUGGGUGAUUCCCUACGAAAGAAGGACACAAAAAGAUCGGAGAAGAGAGCCGAGGUAAAGAAAAGAAAAGAGGAGGAGAAAGAGAAAAGGCUAGAGGAAUUGAAGCGUCUCAAGGUAUUAAAACGGAAAGAAAUUGAGCAGAAAAUCGCACAGUUGAAAGAAGUUACUGGAAACGAUGAUAUACAUUUCGAUUCCAUUGAUUUCGAGGAAGAUUUUGAUCCUGUUAAACACGACGAGAAAAUGGAAAAGUUAUUCAGUGACGAAUAUUAUAAAGAAGAAGAUGGAGAUAUUAAACCAGAGUUCCCAGAUAUUGAUGAAGAGCUGGAAAUAGAGCGUACGUGGGAUGACUAUGAACCCAACCUUAAGGAAGAGAAAUUAAAAGAAGAGCAGACAGGUUUCCAUUGUGAGGAUGUUGAUUUUAAUAUGGAUGCAGAUUAUGAUCCCACCAGUACUGUCCAAGAAGAAUUGACGAAAUCAUCGAGGAAGAAGCGAAAACGUCGUUCAAAAUUUUCAGAGAUGAUGUCGAAAGAUAAACCGAAGUUUGACCCAACCCAUCACACUUCCUAUAAGGACUAUUUUGAUCAAUAUUAUAGUCUUGAUUAUGAAGAUAUGAUUGGAGAUCUACCCUGUAGAUUUAAAUAUAGGAGUGUAGUACCUAAUGAUUAUGGACUAUCCGUAGAAGAGAUUUUAAUGGCUGAUGAUAAAGAAUUGAAUAAAUGGUGUUCUCUGAAGAAAGCUUUGGAACACAAACCGAAACAUCAAGAAUUGAAUGAAGUUAGAAUAUAUAAACAAAAAUCUUCAAACGAAACAUAUAAGAAAAAAAUCCUGAAGAGUUUGUACGAAAAAAGAGAUGAUGGCAAUGGAGGAAAUCUUAUCGUUAAAACGAAUCACAAAUCUAAGAAGGAAGGUCAACGUUAUCCAACGAAGGCCGAUGAAGUAUCACUUGCUGUACCGAUUGGUGGAGAAGAUAUAAUUGAAAAUAAAGCGAAAUCAGUAAAGUUUGAGAUGAAUAAUAAAACGAGUGCCGAUAAGGUCGAGAGUCCUCUUCAGGCUGUGCUUAGUGAAGAGGAGCAUCCAAGAAAGGCAAAACUGACACGAGAUGUAGCCAACAUUCCACAAGAGAAUGAAAUUGAUAAAAGAACCGAGAAUAUGAAGAAAGAACGAAAGAAACGGAAGGGAAUCAAGGGAAUUGUGUCUCAAGAUCAGAAUUCAACUGCACAAACAAAUGAUAGAAAAUUAAAACAAACAAUACGAAAAGAAAAAUAUAAACGAGUGCAAAAGAUGAAAUCCAAAUAUGCAAAAGGUUCGAAUGAUUGCGUCAUUACGUCUUUGAGUGAAGAGAGGCUGAGAGCUUAUGGAAUCAAAGCUAAGAAUUUUUAAAAUGAAAUUGUAUAUGGUUUAGAGUGGAGCUGGAAUAAAAAGAU